Molecule: messenger RNA, 4980 nt
Organism: Amoebophrya sp. A25
Lineage: Eukaryota; Dinophyceae; Syndiniales; Amoebophryaceae
Source: the annotation of a GenBank genome assembly
AUGUCGGUGAAGCAGAUCGCUCUUUCCGCAGCCCUCUUGGGCAAUGGUGCGUCCGCCGUCAAGCUUGCUCAUCAUUAAGGCUCAUGAUUUGUAAUUGUAAAGCAUCUAGUAGGUACUUGUCGAUGUGAAGGAUCCAUAAGGCUCAUUAUAUUUAUUAUAGGAAGGAUCGAUCCAGAAGGCUCGACGCAACUACUUAUUCUAUAUAAGUAGUUGCGUCGAUGUCGAUGUGAAGGAUCCAUAACCUAGCCUAACCUAUUUGCUCACUAUGAAGACACAGCGUUUUUCUCGCAAUUCAUCUUAUUCAACAUCAACACAGCGUCUGUUUCCCUGUUUCGUACCUACUUCUUGGGUUGUGAGAAUAUAAUUGGAAAAAUAUAUAUGGAUGAAUUAAGUAUUGUGCUGAGCUCUAAUCGCAAGUGCAACGCGGAGCAUCCGGAUCUAAGCCCGAGCAGGUGGCUUGCAUCAAGUUAAGCCGACUAGAGAUAGACAACAACAUAGUGAAACUAUUGGUGUCGGCUUCUAUAAAGUGUACGCCGUACUACAAGAACGCCUAAGAAUUUUUCUUGACGUGAUUCUUCCUUGACGUGAUUCUUCCUUGAGUACUUCUGGAGCUUUGUCUGAACUAAGUGCCGAGGACGAGGCUGUUGUAAUAAAUAUCUAGUUCUUCCUCUAAUUCCGUUCGUUGAUCAAUUGAUUCUCGUGCAGAGCGUAGCAGAGAGGAAGCUUCGUCAAGGCAACAAGGAGCCGAAAGAUAAGGCAACCCUGGAGGAAUAUGCUGCGCUUACAACCCCGUUCCUGCGUAUGCAGUAUACUGCAAGCCAGGUCUGCGAAAAACACGGAGGCAAGACGCUGCGUUUAUGGCUGGUGACGUCGUCUUUUUUUUUUCUUUACUAACAAGACAAGCAAUAGCAAUUGAACUACCUGUUGUCUCGUCAAGUAGAUCUUCUCAUAGGACUGUUUUAUUAGGCGGACAAAACUUCGUCUCAACUGACCAUGAGUGGCUUCGCAGUCGCAAUAGGUGGUAGAAGUAAGUACUUAUUGAAUUUAUUAGUUGGGUAAUAGAAAAUAGUCACACUUAUGCGGCUCCUCUUCUAAUGUACUCCCAUUACUUAAGCAGCUCCAUACUCCUCUAAUGUACCCCCCCCCCAUACAGUAUGAGCGAGCCAUUACUAAAACUGCAGCUCCUCUAAUGUACCCCCGUGUCGGCAUUGACGAAACCCACGCUGGACACUACAACAAUAAACUGCAAGAGAUCGUGGAAUUUUUUGCCAACACCGACGCGAAGAAAGAGGGGGAUUUGCCACGAAUGCCGAAACCCGAUACCAGAGCCGGCGCCAGGGCCAACCCCGUCGAGCCGACGCUUGGGCACCAAGGAUACGAUUACAAGAAGCAUCUGGCAGAGUUCAUGGACAACCACAAUACGUUCGCCCCCAUGUUGAUGUUCGGUGGCGAUUCGAACACCGAUCGCUUAAGGCUUGUAUCUAUUACUCAGUCCUCUCUGUCGGUCAUUAAUACUCUAUAUUAUGAUUUAUAACACAAAACAAGAUGAAGAUUUAAUUGUUGCAGCUGUUCACGCCGACGUGAAGCUGAUCAAUUUGCUCGUGCCGACGUACACAAUUAAGUAUUUGGAGGCAUAAGUUAGGAGCCAGUUACUGAUACCUUUGAGUAGUCUAAAUUUUGUUCUAAAAAAUAUCUUUACCAUGCAGGUCCCUUGCAAGUAUGAUACUGAACAAAAUGCGCCCCUCGCGUAGUUGUAUGAGGACGAGAAGUUCUUGUCCUGCUCAUCUUCAUCUUGAAGAAAAGACUUAUAGAUAUAAGCAUUUUAGGCAAAGGCAACUUGCCGAAUAGAUUCACAUCAUCAACAUCAUAAGUAGAGUAUCUUUGUUUGUUUGUAUCGAAAUCGAUGCGCUCCGGGCGACGCGUUCGAUCCCGCCGGAUUUCUUUGUGCUCUGUGUGUGCUAUGCUAUGUUGGUCGUCGUUGCGGUCGACUAUGGUAUGCCGAGGCUUCACAGUCACCGCCGCCAACUAUGGCAUGUCGGGCUAGGUGUGCAGGAGGCGGCGCCUGUGGGUAGGUGCUAGCGCCUGGCGGUGUAGCGCGGUCGGGCUGUCUGAAGGCCGUUCUUGCCUUCUCAGUCGCUCUCUUGUUCUGUAGAAUAUCUUUAAUAUCUAUAACAUCAAGAAUAUCUUCUUCAUGUUCUUCACUCACCUAAAAGCUACUAAGAUUGGACCCUCCACCAGAGUAGCUAAUGCAAUUUAGUCAGAAGUAAUGAAGAUCGCCCGGAACGCCUUACCUCAUGCGUAAAAAAGGAGCAUAAGCGCAAAAAAUAUAUGCGCGAACUUAUAUAUAAGUUCUAUCGGCCUUGAGCGCUAGCCUAAACCUGCGAAAGCAGACCUAUUUAUAUGCGGCCGAAUGACAACCCUUGAGCCAAAAUGGCUACGGGGAUCGAGAUAGUGGUGGGCCUUCGUUCCUCGAAGUCGGUUCUUCGUUGCUCGAAGUCUUCUUCAUCUUCUUCACUCACCUAAAGCAAGCUACCUAAAACUACGAACAAGGUGUCCGUCGUGCCCUCUCUAAUCCUGAUCGGCAUGGUCAACAGCUUCGUCAACGCUUGUUGUGCCGAAAAGACCUUGGAUUACCCAGCCACGCAACAAGAGAAAUUGGACAUGGGCGCAAUUGAACGCGCACAAGCCCAGGCAUUAAGGAAAAAUGAUUGAUAAAAAUCUUCUAUCUUUAUUUUACAACAUGCUUGAGUUAUUCAUCGAUACUAAAUGAAUGUAUCUUUUACAUGCUACAUGUAAGUACAUCCACUGCGUUCGUUGUACAACCUACUCCUGUUGAUCAUGACGACUCGCCUUUUAUUCAAUACAGGAGUACUUUUUUCCUCUAAUGUGCCUUGGUGGACAUCAAUAGAGUCAUCCCUCUCGAAAACAUACUUUUAAUACUUUUCUAAUGUCCACCCUUAGGGCACGGAAAGCAAAGGCGACUUAAUAGUGAGUUCUUAUAUAUUUAGUGAUGAGGUCUACAUCUAUUAAAAGGAUUAACCCAGUUCCUAGAAGAGACUUUAUAUAUAUUAUUAUUAACCUGAUUGUUCCUUUUCCUAGAACUAGAUGAAAACAAUCUGAAAAAAGCAGCAUCGUUCUUUACUACUAAUCUGAAAGAACAAGAAUCACGACUAGACGAGAUGCCAAGAGUAUGUUUAUAAAGAGGACCACGACAGCAUUAAAUAUUACUGAAGAGUGAAUCAUUUGAAAUCCCAAGCUCUAACAUGAGACCAGGAAGCGGCUGAGGAGGUACACAAGAAGAAGGAACCUGUGGCAGCGGCUGAAGUAACGAAGGCCGAAGAGGCUGAGGCAAAAGCAGCAGCCGAUAAGAAGGCGAAGGAGGACGCCGAGAAGUGCUGCUAACUUCUUGCAUGAACUUGAUUUGGAAAAAAAAGAGGUGGGGGAAGUACGAGAAUGAUGUGUCAUCUAGUCUUCUCAUUGUAGAGGACGAAGAUGACACUAGUUCUAGUUGUCGUACUUCUUAUGGUGGGGUCGGUCGGUUCGGUUGGACGACCAAGGGCUAUUUUUCUCAUCGGUGCGGAGUCUUUUCACAUCUGCAUCUCUACCUGAAGUAGAUGGGGAGGCUUCAUCACCAAUCUUGUUAAGGGUCGUUUUAUUUACUUACGUCGAAGGGAGUUGAACGAUUACUAGAAUAACCGUUGCAACAAGGAGAGGAACGCGAGUGGUUUUUCUCACCUACUGCAUCUGUACUUCUAGGAAACAAAGCGAAUGAAAAUAAACCUGCUCGUCUUCAUCUUGGGGGUAGUUGGUCUACAGUGUGACGUCAGCAAUGGUUUGUAACGUGGCUAACGCCGUUUAGCAAGUGCUUACCCUUGUUUAUUGCCAAAACCAGUAGUACACACGAACACAAUAGACCAAGCUACUACUUCUAAGAGAUGAAAUCAUGUGAGGAGGAAGAGCCGCAAUGUUGGCACUACCUCUGUUGACCAUGACUUCGUGUUUCAUCUACUAGCGCUUCAAGCAUUACGUCGAAUUAUCAAUGACUGUAAGAGUAAGAUUAAGAUGCUGUAUUUACCUAUCAAGACACCUACAUCAUCGCACUGUUGAAUGAACUAAAACUAAUGUGAAUGCUCUUAGCAUCUUUGAUCUUUCUAAAAUGUAGUAGUACUUCUAAACGCAGGAGUACGUGGGAAAAAAUCAGAUAAGGAAUGAAAACAUAAGUCUAAAAAUUGAAGUAAUUCUCAGUCUGUCAUCAUUAUUAAACGAUAGUAAUAUUUUCCUGUACAACAAGAUUCUUUGGUCGUCCAUGUUGUCGUAAUAAAUUCAAUACUUCUAAUAACUAAGGAUGAUCAAAAAUGUACUUAGGCAAACAACUUCAACAGGAGGUCUACGAAGUAGGAGAAUCAGGACCACAAUCAUGAACUCAACAUGUUGAUCAUCAGCUGUUAUACAUGCUACUGCUCAUGUCCUUCUGGAGGAGUUCGUAGAACUGCCAAGCCAUCAUCGUGAAUGUAGAAUAUCGAUUUUUUUAGAUGAUAAGAAUGUAAAAGAAAUACAUAGAGUUAAAGAGUCGUCUGAUGUUGGGCAGCAUCAAGAAUCUACUUGGGUGACCGAGAAGCCUUGAGGCCACAGAGGACUGACAAGAAUAAGUAGCCAUCGGCUUGAUCGUUCAUACUAUCCGACAUAAUUGCUCGCGCAGCAGUCACUGCAGUAAGCUUCAUCUAUUCAUCUUGAAGUUCGUGCACCACAAUUCUAUAUCUCGUUAUUACAUAUACAUGUUGAUCGUGCGAUCUAGUGGUUUUAUCUUGAUAUUACAACUAAGUGUAUGGAUACUAGGAACACGAGCUUACACUGGAUCUGUAAGAAUCAAAUGGAUACUAGGAAUACGACCUUAACGUUGACGCGUCGCAAAAUUGUCGAGGGAAGACAAUUUACUAAUAAGGAGGAAGCCGAUGGCCUUGAAAAUGAAAACAAUAGAAG